This is a messenger RNA of Arabidopsis thaliana (thale cress), 1624 nucleotides long. Its product is annotated as UDP-Glycosyltransferase superfamily protein. Gene Ontology annotation, molecular function: UDP-glucosyltransferase activity; UDP-glycosyltransferase activity. The coding region runs from base 57 to 1469 and encodes 470 amino acids. The transcript has a single exon. NCBI's taxonomy places the organism in Eukaryota, Viridiplantae, Streptophyta, Magnoliopsida, Brassicales, Brassicaceae. The record is from RefSeq and is marked reviewed.
CUUGCCUAUAAAUGAAGAUAGUCAAGAGUCGAUAACUCGAUAUCAUCAAAGUGAAAAUGACAAACUUCAAAGACAACGAUGGAGAUGGAACCAAACUCCACGUGGUAAUGUUUCCAUGGUUAGCCUUUGGUCACAUGGUUCCAUACUUGGAGCUCUCUAAACUCAUAGCUCAAAAGGGUCACAAAGUCUCUUUCAUUUCCACUCCACGUAACAUCGACCGUCUCCUCCCACGGUUACCGGAAAAUCUCUCCUCCGUCAUUAACUUCGUCAAGCUAUCACUUCCCGUCGGCGACAACAAACUCCCGGAAGACGGUGAAGCUACCACAGACGUCCCUUUCGAACUCAUACCUUACUUAAAAAUCGCUUACGACGGGUUAAAAGUUCCGGUGACGGAGUUUCUUGAAUCUUCGAAACCCGAUUGGGUUCUUCAAGAUUUCGCGGGGUUUUGGCUUCCUCCAAUCUCUCGUCGUCUCGGAAUCAAAACCGGAUUCUUUAGCGCUUUCAACGGCGCGACGCUCGGUAUUCUUAAACCGCCGGGGUUCGAAGAGUACCGUACUUCGCCGGCGGAUUUUAUGAAGCCGCCUAAGUGGGUUCCGUUUGAAACUUCGGUAGCUUUCAAGUUAUUUGAAUGCAGGUUCAUUUUCAAAGGAUUUAUGGCGGAAACCACCGAAGGGAAUGUUCCCGACAUCCACCGUGUCGGCGGCGUAAUUGACGGCUGUGACGUCAUCUUCGUACGGAGCUGUUACGAGUAUGAAGCGGAGUGGUUAGGACUUACACAAGAACUUCACCGGAAACCGGUUAUACCGGUCGGAGUUUUGCCUCCAAAACCGGACGAAAAGUUUGAAGAUACCGACACGUGGCUGUCUGUUAAAAAAUGGUUGGACUCACGGAAAAGUAAGUCCAUUGUCUACGUAGCUUUUGGUUCAGAAGCUAAACCGAGUCAAACGGAGCUAAAUGAGAUCGCUCUCGGUUUAGAGCUUUCUGGUUUACCUUUCUUUUGGGUGUUAAAGACUCGUCGUGGUCCGUGGGAUACCGAACCGGUCGAGCUUCCGGAAGGAUUCGAAGAGCGUACAGCGGAUAGAGGGAUGGUGUGGAGAGGUUGGGUUGAGCAAUUGCGUACAUUGAGCCAUGACUCGAUCGGUUUGGUUCUGACUCAUCCCGGUUGGGGAACGAUAAUUGAAGCUAUCCGGUUUGCUAAACCGAUGGCAAUGCUGGUUUUUGUGUAUGACCAAGGAUUGAAUGCGAGAGUCAUUGAAGAGAAGAAAAUUGGGUAUAUGAUCCCUCGAGACGAGACAGAAGGUUUCUUUACUAAAGAAAGUGUUGCGAAUUCGCUAAGAUUGGUAAUGGUGGAAGAAGAAGGAAAGGUUUAUAGAGAGAAUGUGAAGGAGAUGAAAGGAGUGUUUGGAGAUAUGGAUAGACAAGAUCGUUAUGUGGAUUCAUUCUUGGAAUAUCUUGUUACUAAUCGUUAACUUUGAGUCUUGAUCCAAUGGUCGGUUAAUUGAGUGAAGUUGAUCAAGUGUUGCAAGGAUGAUCAUUGUAUAAUGUUAUGAUAUUUUGGAAUGGUCAAGUUUUCUUGAGACAAAGAAAAUUAGCGUCUCAUGAUAUUGUGGUAUCAAAUACUCUA